Molecule: messenger RNA, 567 nt
Organism: Bipolaris zeicola 26-R-13
Lineage: Eukaryota; Fungi; Ascomycota; Dothideomycetes; Pleosporales; Pleosporaceae
Exons: 1
Coding region: 1-567 (188 amino acids)
Source: RefSeq, a predicted model, not a curated record
AUGGCUUCGCAUAACACCGACAACCCAUGGCAAGACCAGCCUAGUCAGCAGCAGCAAAGCUACCAGAGCCAAAACCCGUACCAAACCUAUCAAAAUCAGUCUCACAACCCAUACUCUCAACAAAUGCCACCAAAUCCUCUAGGCCAACAUCCUCCUCAGCAGCAUGAUACAUCUCCAUGGGCCCAAGAGACCGGCCAAACCCAAUCUCACAACCCUUACGCCCAGACUACCCCUCAGGAGACUUCUCAACACUCAUACUAUCAACAAGACACACCACAGCAACCCUACCAGGGUCAGACAUCCAAUACUACUCAAGGAGAGGUACCACCUGGUCUGCCACCCCGCCGCACAGCCACGGAAAUGGCGCUCCCUACUGGGCAAGACCGCUCUCACCAGAUCGAGGUUAUGCAGAGCUAUGAAGCGGCAGGAAGAAAAGACGAUGACGACGAAAAUGUCGAGAUUCUCCAACGCGAGUUUCCAAAGCUCGAUGGAAGCCUGAUUGCCGCCAUUUACGGCGACAGUAAGAGUCUGAGUGCGACUAGGGAGAUGUUACACGCGUUGGAGUAG